CUGCCUGCUGCUGCUCUUUUGAAUACGAUGUUUUUAUUUUCCUAACCUCAAAAAAAAGGUAGUUGAUGCGCGGUCGCGCGAUAGAUACAAACAAAGAUAGAAAAAAAACGCGAAAUGAGCGAAUUCAAAUUGCAUCAUCUUGUGUUGGAGUUAACGGAGUUGCUCGAAUCGAGUGUCCCGCCGGAGCAGCAAAAUAUAGAAAAACUGCAGAGAGGAAUUGCGACUCCGGAAAACGUUCCGACCCUUGCAUGUCUCAAGCAUCUUGUCAAAAAUGCCCGCGAUCCAGAAUUAUUUGUACAAAAAUACGAGCAACUCAAAGCAAAAAAAAUCGAUGGUCUCGGUGCGUUUAUGGAGCUUCUAAGACGAAUAACCGCUGACAAAUCUAUGAAAGAAUAUUUGGCAAAGAGCGGCACGGCGGAGACUCGUUCCGGGGCAGUUGCCAAAACCGGUCUAACCAUUACCAAGGAAGAUUUGCCUCUGAUCAGAAAAAAUAUAAUGAAAGCAGCCGUGGAGGGUGAGAGGAAAUUAAACAGAUGCGGAGGGUGGGCAGGAAGACGCUACGGAUCUGGCUCCUACGAUCCCAGCUCUACCAAACAAAAUUGGGUGACGGAAAGACCUCGAAUAUCGUGGGAUUUUUAUGCGGAUACAAGCGGUUUUCCUCAGUAUGAAAAAGUCGUGCCGUCCGUUUCUCAAGAAACUCUCGUAAUAUGGGAUCUGUUGCGCUGUUUGAAGGGAACCGACGGAGCGUACAUCGUUUCGGAGCCUACGUCGGGGCUUGAACAAGUAAAGACGUUUGGCAUGAAUCCUGACAUUUCUAUAUCCUUGAAACAACUGGCACAACAGAUAUUGCCUUUGGCCUCUCAUUACUCCAUGACCGUCAGAUUCGUUGAGGAAAAAGUUCUGCCGGACGACGGACAAGUGAAUCACGCUCUGCGCGGAGCUCUCAGCUGUCUCUUGAGGGAUUAUUUGUCAUUCGUUGUACAGCUCGAGAUGCAGCACGUACGUGGCAAGCUCAAUCUACAAAAGAUGUGGUUUUACGUUCAACCGACGAUGGCGACUAUGUCGAUACUCUCGCAAAUAACAUCGAAUAUCUGCAAGGCAAACGCGAGAGGAGGCAAGGUUCUGAGUCUUCUUCACGAUCGAGUAAACGACAUGAGCGGUGAUGCUAAAUGCAAAGAGCUCGGAUUAUUCCUCAUACAAGCGGCCAGCGUUCCUUACAUGCAAACUCUUGAAAAGUGGGUAUACAAAGGAGUCAUCUGUGACCCGUAUCAAGAGUUUCUUGUUGAGGACAACGAGCUGAUACAGAGGGAGGAAUUGCCGAUGGAUUAUUCAGCCGACUACUGGGAGAAGCGUUAUGCCAUGAGACCCGAGAGAAUUCCUGUAUUUCUAAACGAUCACGCCCAAACGAUACUCAGAACCGGCAAAUAUUUCAAUGUCAUACGCCAAUGCGGAAAAACGGUCCAAUGGGGCAAGCAAGAGCCUCUCGUUUAUCAACACAGAGAACAAAAAUUUAUCGCCGCUAUCGACCGAGCUUAUUCCGAAGCUGCCAAAACGUUGCUCGAGGUUUUAAUAAACGAGAACGACUUGAUGGGUCGUUUACGGAGCGUCAAAAAUUAUUUUCUCCUGGCUCAAGGAGAUUUCGUGGUACAAUUUCUCAAUCUCUGCGAGUCUGAGCUCAGUAAAAACAUGUACGACAUUGUUAUACAUCGAUUGGCCUCCCUUCUUGAAGUUGCACUGCGCACAUCGACCGCUGAUUCGGAUCCUUAUAAGGACGAUCUCAAACCCGAGCUUCUUCCGUAUGACUUGCAGUUCCAAAUGUUUCGGAUACUUUCGAUCCAGACCCGCGACGAAAAGGAGUAUUGCUAUCAAGCGGAAAAACCGUUGACCGGUCUCGAAGCGUUUGUCUUUAAUUAUGAUGUCAAGUGGCCGGUCUCACUCGUAAUCAAUAGGAAAGCGAUUGCCUGUUAUCAAAUGUUGUUUCGACAUUUGUUAUAUUGCAAACACGUUGAGCGACUUCUCUGCAGGGUUUGGAUAAGUAAUAAAAUAGCCAAAACUUUCACCCAUGAAGCGGCAAUGGCUUAUAGACAAGCAUUCUCGGUGAGGCAACGUAUGCUUGACUGUAUUCAACAUCUCGAAUAUUACAUGAUGGUCGAGGUCAUAGAACCAAACUGGUUGACCUUUAUCAAUAAGAUGAACAAGGUGAGCAACGUCGACGAUGUGUUGAGCGUACAUCAGGAUCUGCAGGAUAGUUAUUUGAAAGAAUGUAUGCUGACAGACCCAGAUUUACUCGGAUGUAUCACGGCACUUUGCACCGUUUGCGUCGAAUUUUGUGAUUUCAUGCAGCGUAUGAGCCGCUACUUCAUUGACGCCGAAUUGACUUCGAUGAUCAGCGCCUGUCAAGACGAUGGCUAUGAACCCGAGCACGAGACUACCAAUAGCAAAACAAAAAAUAAUAAUGAUGGGAUAACGACGGGGACGGUGGCGGCGGCGACGGUGACGGCGGCGGCGGCGGCGGCGGCGGCGGCAAGCUUCGAGAGUACGAUCGAAACGCUCGAUUCUAGAUUCACCGACGUGCUCAUCCGUCUUCUAGAUCGGAUUUGCGAUUUGGGUUGCGACAACAACAACGAGAAAUUACUCAACGUUCUGUGCAGAUUGGAUUUUAAUUUGUUCUACACGGAUAUGUUGAGACACCGGGGUCGGGGAAAACCCGGAAGUGAGCGCAACGAGGCAUCGGGCUGAAAUCAGAUUGCAGUGCGUUUAACGAUUGUAAUAGUAACGAUAACGGAUUGUAAUAAUAAUAAUAAUAAUAAUAAUAAAAAAUUUUUUUUUUAAA
Molecule: messenger RNA, 2833 nt
Organism: Venturia canescens
Lineage: Eukaryota; Metazoa; Arthropoda; Insecta; Hymenoptera; Ichneumonidae
Product: gamma-tubulin complex component 2-like
Exons: 16
Coding region: 115-2739 (874 amino acids)
Biological process (GO): cytoplasmic microtubule organization; meiotic cell cycle; mitotic cell cycle
Cellular component (GO): centrosome; spindle pole; equatorial microtubule organizing center
Molecular function (GO): gamma-tubulin binding; microtubule minus-end binding
Source: RefSeq, a predicted model, not a curated record